Molecule: messenger RNA, 1662 nt
Organism: Sporisorium graminicola
Lineage: Eukaryota; Fungi; Basidiomycota; Ustilaginomycetes; Ustilaginales; Ustilaginaceae
Exons: 1
Coding region: 1-1662 (553 amino acids)
Biological process (GO): Golgi to vacuole transport; Golgi to endosome transport; protein transport to vacuole involved in ubiquitin-dependent protein catabolic process via the multivesicular body sorting pathway
Cellular component (GO): trans-Golgi network
Molecular function (GO): phosphatidylinositol binding; ubiquitin binding
Source: RefSeq, a predicted model, not a curated record
AUGUACAAUCAUCACUCUCAGGGCCGAUAUGGGUCUGGUUCGAGAUCGUCCGCGUCCCCCUCGGACUCGAUAGCACCGCAAGGCGCUCUUGGGGCGCUCGCAGAUUGGGCAGCACGCAACCUGGAUCCCGAAAUGCAGACCUCGCCUGUUUCUGUCUACGUCGAACGAUGCUGUCAUCCGGCACUCAGCCAGCCCAACUUGGCGCUCAACCUCGAGCUCGCCGACUACGUCAACCAGAAGAAGGCCAACACCCCUCGUGAAGCUGCGUUCGAGACGGUGCGCAAGGUCAAUUCGCGUAACCCGCACGUCGGCAUGCUCGGGUUGGCGCUGCUGGACAUCCUCGUCAAAAACUGCGGUUAUCCUUUGCACUUGCAGAUUGCAACCAAGGAGUUUCUCAACGAGAUGGUGAAGCGCUUUCCUGAGCGUCCGCCCAUGUUUCCGUCGCCGGUGCAGAGCAAGAUUCUGGAGCUGAUCCACGAAUGGAAGCUCACACUGUGCGUCACGAGCAAGCACCGUGAAGAUCUGGUGCACGUUCGCGAUAUGCACCGCCUGCUCACCUACAAAGGCUACCGCUUCCCCAACGUCGACUCACGCGCUGCUAGCGUCAUGAACUCGGACAACAACCUGAAAUCGCCCGAGGAGCUCGAAGAGGAAGAUCGCGCCGCUCAAGGGGCCAAGCUGCAAGAACUCAUCCGACGCGGCACACCCAAAGACCUCGCACAGGCCCAGGAGUUGAUGAAGAUCAUGUCUGGUGCAGAACCAGAGAACAAGCCCGACUACACCAAGCAGACGCGCAGAGAGCUCGACAAAGUGCAGUCGCGCGCUAUCUUGCUCAAUGACAUGCUUAAUAACGCGAAGGAAGGGGAGAAGUUUGUGCAGGGCGAUGCGUACGAUCAGAUCGCGGGUCAUCUGCGCAGCGUCCAGCCAAGGAUUCAGAAGUGGAUCGGAGAUGUCGAGGAGAGCAGCAGCGGUGAUGCAGCCGCGGGCACGGCAGACAACAUGGACAGACUGCUGCUGGUCAAUGAUCUCAUCAAUCAGGUGGUAGAGCGGUACAAGCAGUUUACGAAGGGCAACUACUCGGCGCAGGCGCAUAUUGACCCAAGCAUUGAUCCGAGCAAAGGUGGUGCAGAUGCGGUGCCAACAGCCAAGAUCACGGACUUGAUCAGCUUUGACGACGACUCGCAGUCGCAGGCUUCAUCGCAGAAGCAGGCCGGGGAAAGCUCUAGCAACAUCAUGGACGACUUUGCAUCGCUUACAUUUGACGAUGCGCCCAAGGCUGCGCCUGCACCAGCACCUGCAGCGGCAACAGGGCUUGGCGGUCUACCGGCGGAUCUCUUCUCCAAUGAUAGCGGCUCGUCGACGCCUCGUUCUUCCGGCACAACUGGUACGCCGUCCAACCCGGGUUCGGGGCUGGGCAACUGGGGAGCGCUGCAGCUACCCACCACAGCUACGUCGACAUCGACCUCUCCACGCAUCCCGCAGACUCAGGCCGAGCCUGCGCAGGCGGCUGCGACGACAAGUCCGAGCUUGUUCGAUAUGCCGGCGCUCAAGCCCUCUUCCAACGCUGCUGGCUCGACGUCAAAUGGUAAACAGCCGCAACAGCAGCAGCAGAAGCCAAAGUCGAACGAUCCGUUUGCAGACCUUGAUGCCAUGUUCAAGUAG